Molecule: messenger RNA, 2694 nt
Organism: Penicillium argentinense
Lineage: Eukaryota; Fungi; Ascomycota; Eurotiomycetes; Eurotiales; Aspergillaceae
Product: putative spindle pole body component
Exons: 5
Coding region: 1-2694 (897 amino acids)
Biological process (GO): mitotic spindle organization; establishment or maintenance of microtubule cytoskeleton polarity; microtubule polymerization
Cellular component (GO): microtubule plus-end; spindle pole body; spindle pole
Molecular function (GO): microtubule plus-end binding; microtubule plus end polymerase activity
Source: RefSeq, a predicted model, not a curated record
AUGGCCGAGGGCGAGCAGGAUUUCUCCGCCCUCCCUUUGCCCGAACGGUUCGCUCAUAAGAACUGGAAAGUACGAAAGGAAGGCUACGAGGAUGCCAAGGCGCAAUUCGAAAAGACCCCUGAUGAAUCUGACCCCAUAUUCGUGCCUUUUCUCCAGGACGCCAGUCUUUGGAAAGGGGCAGUCGCCGAUUCGAACGUUGCCGCGCAGAUUGAGGGUCUCGGGGCUUAUUGUGCCUUCCUGAAAUUCGGAGGUGCGGCGGCAUGUACAAGAUCUCGGGGGUUCACAGUCGGCCCGAUCGCGGAGAAGGGUCUCCCCUGCACCAGACCGGCUGGUAAAACGAGCGCGCAAGAAGCUCUCCUGUUAUGCGUCGAACUCGAUAAAGCAGAUCCGGUCCUCGAGGAUCUCCUACCGACCCUCUCGCACAAAGUCCCGAAGGUCAUCGCCGGUGCCCUGGCAGCCUUGACCGUCAUCUACCAUAGCUUCGGUUGCAAAAUUGUGGACCCGAAACCCACCCUUAAAGCGCUACCCAAGGUUUUCGGCCAUGCCGACAAGAACGUUCGAGCGGAGGCACAAAACUUGACCGUGGAACUAUACCGAUGGCUUCGAGAGGCCAUCAAGCCGCUUUUUUGGGCUGACCUGAAGCCCGUACAACAACAGGAUCUGGAGAAACUCUUCGAGAAUGUGAAGCAGGAGCCGACACCGAAACAAGAGCGAUUCACCCGCGCCCAGCAGGAUGCGAUGGCCGCGGCCAGCGCCGCUCCUGCCGGUGGUGAUGGCGCCGAGGAAGAAGGUGGUGAAGAGUUCGCUGAGGAAGAAGGAGAGGAGGUCGAUACCUUUGAUCUGGCCGAGCCCAUCGAUGUUAUGCCCAAGGUGCCAAAGGACCUCCACGAUCAACUCGCCUCAUCAAAAUGGAAAGAUCGAAAAGAGGCACUGGAUGCUCUUUAUAACGCCAUCAACGUACCUCGCAUUAAGGACGGUCCAUACGAUGACAUCGUCAGGGCCUUGGCCAAGUGUAUGAAGGAUGCCAACAUUGCAGUCGCAACUGUGGCAGCCAACUGUGUCGACGUGCUGGCCAAGGGCCUCCGGAAUGGAUUCGGGAAGUACCGGUCUGUGAUCAUGGUGCCUAUGAUGGAGCGUCUAAAGGAGAAGAAGCAGAGUGUCGCGGAAGCACUCGGCCAGGCUUUGGACUCUGUUUUCGCAUCCACUGACCUCUCCGACUGCCUGGAAGAUAUCCUGGAAUAUCUCAAACACAAGAACCCACAAGUAAAACAGGAGACCGUGAAGUUCCUAAUUCGCUGUCUUCGCACCACAAGAACUGUCCCGGCCAAGCCUGAGCAGAAGUCAAUCGCCGACGCAGGCACCAAGCUCCUCACCGAAUCUACCGAGGCUAUUCGAUCUGGUGGAGCUGAGAUCCUGGGAACACUGAUGAAGAUUCUUGGAGAACGCGCCAUGAACCCCUACCUUGAUGGACUCGACGACAUUCGCAAGACAAAGGUCAAGGAAUACUUCGAGACAGCAGAGGUCAAGGCCAAGGAGCGUCCCAAGCCCGUCGUUGCCCCUCCCAAGACCGCCGCACCGGCUGGCAAAAGGCCUUGCCGGGGAAGAGACCCGCGGCAGCCGGCAGCUGCUCCUGCUCAAGAACCUCCUGCUGCUAAACCGGCAGCCAAGGCAAUCCCUUCGAAGCUGGGAGGUGUUCCAAAGCCGGGUGGCCUGGCUGCCCCUGGAUCCAAACUUCGGAGUAAGCUUGGUGGCCCCGGUGGUUUAGCUUCUCCUCAGAGACGAGUUGCUGAACCACCUGCCGAAGAAGCAGCCCCAGCCCCAGCCCCAGCCCCACCCAAGUUUGGUCUUGGUCGAGGCCUUGCCGGUCGUCCAAUUGCAAAGCCUGCGGCUCCUACUGAGGCUGCUCCAGCUCCCGCCCCGGCUCCAGCUGGUAUGACCCCGGCCGAAAAGGCUGAAAUGGAGGAGCUUCGAGCAGACAAGGAGAAGUUCGCACGUAUAAUCGAGGACAUGAAGUCGGAAAGAUCAAACUUCAACUCCCAGCUCACUGAACUCCAGAAUCAGAACGCUCAAUUGAUUGAGGACCAUACUAGAGAUGUCUUGAGCAUCAAGGCUAAGGAGACUCAGUUGGUUCGAGCGCGAAGUGAUGCUGAAGCGGCUGAGCAAAAUGUUCAGAAGCAGCAGAGGGAGAUUGAACGUUUGAAGCGUGAGUUGGCACGAGCCCUCCGCGCAUCCGCGAUGAGCCCUCCCCAUGGCGGAUCUGAAGCCGACAGCAUGGGCAUGUCAGAGGCUGGUUCAAUGUACCAAGAGCCUGCCAGCAACGGCCAUAUGGCUGCAGCCAAAUCAGGGCUUCAUAUGGGAUCUCGAUUCGAGAAUACACGACCUCGCAGCUACGCAUCUAGCAACAUAAGCGAGGAGAAAGAAAACAACGGCCUAGAGUCCCCCGGUCUGGGUAGUCGAGACAGUGGGUUAGGCCGGCGCAAGCUCAGCCCGACAUACGGUUACUCCAAUGUCGGCAGCCCAACCCGUUCGUCGACAAGGAACCCUUCCAACCCAACCGACGAGGAGCAGCAGCCGCGAUCUGCUCAGCCUGCCGAGAACUGGAAGCGAGCUGCUGAAGUAACCAGCCAGCUCAAGGCCAGAAUCGAGCAAAUGAAGGCUAAACAAGGACUCUCACGACCUUCCGCGCAACGUUAA